Messenger RNA from Haliotis rufescens (red abalone), 2838 nucleotides. RefSeq names its product cell wall protein DAN4-like. NCBI's taxonomy places the organism in Eukaryota, Metazoa, Mollusca, Gastropoda, Lepetellida, Haliotidae. The transcript is spliced from 4 exons. The coding region runs from base 235 to 1926 and encodes 563 amino acids. The record is from RefSeq and is a predicted model, not a curated record.
GAGUACACCACCCAUUGAGGCGGAUAUGCAGUGAUUGUAGGGUGUCCAGGGUCGUGGGUAGACAAGUGUGAUCGAAUGACAGAAACACUAUACCAGCUGCAUCGUAUGACCAAACAAUAGUCAGUUGCUACAUUGUUGAGCGCCUCAUCCCCGGACCUCGUCUAACGUGAUAAAUUGUUUGUCCUCUACAACCAAAAAUACUUUACAACACUUUGAUGUGCUCAAAGGCAAACCAUGUUGACGUUUUUUAACAUCAUUACGUUUUUGGUGAUUUCGACAAAAGGUGGAACGACGUCAACACUGGCACCAUCUUCUCAAUCAAACGGACCGACAUCCACGGAUUCCUCGUCUGAAUCCAGCAGUAGUGGGGCAUCAUCAGCAUCACCAUCACCAUCAGCAACGGUAAACAGCAGCACAACAACAACCGAGACGACAUCAGUAACAGCAAACAGUAGGACAACAUCGCCCGAAACAGCAUCAGUAACAACAAACAGUGGUACAACAACGACCGAGACAGUAUCAGUAACAGCAAACAGUGGGACAGCAUCGACAGGGAAAACUGACUCUGCAACAAACCAUGAACCCACUGAUGUCUACAGCACCGAGACUACAGCUACGGGUACAACCGUUCCGUCAGGAUCAACAUGGACGGCCCUGAACUCCAGCCUGACAUCCCCAGAUACCCCACAUCCCACGUCAGGGGACAGGGAUAACGACAACACCCCACCUCUCAUCACCGUCGUCUCCGCCUUCGUCGCUGCCGUCGUUGUCAUCACCAUCACCAUCAUCCUUAUAGCCAUGCACAAAGCUGUCACGUCACACGGAGAUGACAAACCAGAUUCUAUGAAGACGGGCCGUGACGAUAUCAGUUACAAUAAUCUCGACAUCCCGUCCACAGACGAACAGGAACACGUAUCCGACAUAGGCAGUGUGAUGAUGGUAACAUUGGGAAACUCGGAGACCAUGCCUGGCGCAGCAGACACGAUUGAGUUGUGCCAGUCACGCUUCUGUCGACCUUCUAACCCACCUGACGCAGCGUAUGCUCCAUCUGAUCUGAUGGGGUUUAGUGUUGUAGACAUGGUUGACAAUGACCUGUAUGACACGGGAUCAAACCCUGCCCAGUCUGUGGUCAAACCACACAGUAAAGUACAGAUGGUUGACAAUGACCUGUAUGGCACGGGAUCAAACCCUGCCCAGUCUGUGGUCAAACCACACAGUAAAGUACAGAUGGUUGACAAUGACCUGUAUGACACGGGAUCAAACCCUGCCCAGUCUGUGGUCAAACCACACAGUAAAGUACAGAUGGUUGACAAUGACCUGUAUGACACGGGAUUAAACCCUGUCCAGUCUGUGGUCAAACCACACAGUAAAGUACAGAUGGUUGACAAUGACCUGUAUGGCACGGGAUCAAACCCUGCCCAGUCUGUGGUCAAACCACACAGUAAAGUACAGAUGGUUGACAAUGACCUGUAUGACACGGGAUCAAACCCUGCCCAGUCUGUGGUCAAACCACACAGUAAAGUACAGAUGGUUGACAAUGACCUGUAUGACACGGGAUCAAACCCUGCCCAGUCUGUGGUCAAACCACACAGUAAAGUACAGAUGGUUGACAAUGACCUGUGUGACACGGGAUCAAACCCUGCCCAGUCUGUGGUCAAACCACACAGUAAAGUACAGAUGGUUGACAAUGACCUGUAUGACACGGGAUCAAACCCUGACCAGUCUGUGGUCAAACCACACAGUAAAGUACAGAUGGUUGACAAUGACCUGUAUGACACGGGAUCAAACAACAACAUGUACGACAAUGUCCAGACAGCGGACACGGACCCAAACCUCACGCCGACAGCUGCUGACAGUGUUGAUAUGGUUGAUAAUGACAUAUAUGAGACAUCUUCACGCCUCGAGUUGAACAACAGUAUUUGCUGAACCAGCCAGCCGUUCCCUAUGAGCAUCACGACCUGCAGCCAUGACGUGAAUGAUAUAGAGGAUGGAUUCAGUGUCUUAUUGCAUUGAUGACCAACUGUGGCAACUUUGGAUAGGUCAAACAAACUUGACUUCAUCCUCGCACACCCUCCAACCACUGAUUUCAUUGCCGACGGGUUUGAACUUUGCUAGCUUCGAGAAGCCUCACUUUGUAAUGGAUAUCGUCACGAUGACUGUGGCCUCACCAGGCCCCACUUCAAGCCACCUCUAUACAUUGAUAAUCAAGUGCAUGCUGGUAUAUCAGCAGUUGCGAACCAUCAAAGCAUAUCGUUUGUUUCAAAUCAUUCAUUCCUAGUCUCAAGAGAAAAUUCGAAAGGCUAAAUCGCUAAUGUUGUGCUGUAUAAAAGAUACCUGCCCAAGUAAUUUGUCAUAUACAGCUGAUAUAUGUAUUAAUCAUGUGUAGGUAUCAAAUACCUAGUUUUCACUUCCGUGGGGUUUGCUGGAAGUGUGUAUCGCGAUAGGUUCACUGAUCCCCAUACUGUCCCUGCCUGAGCUGAUCACGUGUCAGGAGCUUGACCCAGGCACACAAGAUGCAACACUUAAUCUGGGUCAUUGUAUAUUGUGUAUAUCAACGUACGGUUGAAACCUGCACAUUCAUAUAUAGACAUUCAACCUUAAUCAACUUUAAAUCAACUUUAACUCGAAAUACGUGUUUGGGGCUGAAAUUCAUCUCUAAACACAAGGCAUGAGAUUCGAACCCGUACGUCGACGGUGCUGUGUUUGAUUAUCUCAUGCCUAAAUACCCAGAACAGUUUAUUUGAUUUCUGUGCGUAAAGUGUCUCAGUUUAUAUCUGCCUUGCUUGCAUAUACUACUUAUCAUAUCCGUGUCCAUUAAUAAAUACAUUAUUGUAAGUA